Molecule: messenger RNA, 1826 nt
Organism: Mesocricetus auratus (golden hamster)
Lineage: Eukaryota; Metazoa; Chordata; Mammalia; Rodentia; Cricetidae
Gene: Gba1
Product: glucosylceramidase beta
Exons: 11
Coding region: 216-1763 (515 amino acids)
Biological process (GO): glucosylceramide catabolic process
Molecular function (GO): glucosylceramidase activity
Source: RefSeq, a predicted model, not a curated record
CCCUCCCCCUUUAAGCCGGAAUUAACUUGCUGUGCUGGUCCAGAUCCUGUGGCUAUGGUACCUACCUACAGUGCUGUUUUUAUUUCAUAGGUCUUCUAUCUCUCCUCAACUCUAGAACUGCCACAAUCUCCUCCUCAUUCAUCGACGCUGAAGAGCUCAAGUCUUCACGACCUUCUAGAAAGGAGUGUCUCAGACACCUGGGCGGGGUAGGUAUCAUGGCUGCCAGGCUCAUAGGAUUCUUCCUACUUCAGGCAGCGUCAUGGGCAUAUGGUGCCCAGCCCUGCAUCCCUAAAAGUUUUGGCUACAGCUCAGUGGUCUGUGUCUGCAAUGCCACCUACUGUGACUCUCUUGACCCCCUGACCUUACCUGCUGCUGGUAGCUUCAGCCGCUAUGAGAGCACUCGGAGUGGGCGUCGGAUGGAGCUGAGUGUCGGAUCCAUCCAGGCCAAUCGCACUGGCACAGGGCUGCUACUGACCUUACAGCCAGAAGAGAGGUUCCAGAAAGUGAAAGGAUUUGGAGGAGCAAUGACGGAUGCCACUGCGCUCAACAUCCUUGCCUUGUCACCCUCUACCCAGAAUCUGCUGCUCAAAUCAUAUUUCUCUAGUGAAGGAAUUGAGUAUAACAUCAUCCGGGUACCCAUGGCCAGUUGUGACUUCUCCAUCCGUAUCUACACCUAUGCUGAUACCCCUAAUGACUUUCAGUUAUCCAACUUCAGCCUCCCGGAAGAAGACACCAAGCUCAAGAUACCCCUGAUUCACCGAGCUCUGGAGAUGUCCCCACGCCCCAUCUCACUCUUUGCCAGUCCCUGGACAUCGCCCACUUGGCUCAAGACCAAUGGAGCAGUGAAUGGGAAAGGGUCACUCAAGGGCCAGCCAGGGGACAUCUACCACCAGACCUGGGCCAAUUAUUUCGUCAAGUUUCUGGAUGCUUAUGCUAGGCACAAGCUAAAAUUCUGGGCAGUGACGGUGGAGAAUGAGCCUUCUGCAGGGCUCAUAACCGGGUACCCCUUUCAAUGCCUGGGCUUCACUGCUGAACAACAGAGAGACUUCAUUGCCCGUGACCUAGGGCCGGCGCUCUCCAACAGCUCUCACGACGUUCAGCUGUUCAUGCUAGACGAUCAGCGUUUGCUGUUGCCCCGCUGGGCACAGGUGGUACUAUCAGACCCAAACGCAGCGAAGUAUGUUCACGGCAUUGCUGUACACUGGUACAUGGAUUUCCUGGCUCCAGCCAAGCUCACUUUAGGGGAGACACACCGCUUGUUCCCCAACACCACACUCUUUGCUACAGAGGCCUGUGUGGGCUCCAAGUUCUGGGAACAGAGUGUCCGGUUGGGCUCCUGGGGUCGAGGGAUGCAGUACAGUCACAGCAUCAUCACGAACCUCCUUUACCACGUGGCUGGAUGGACCGACUGGAACCUUGCCCUGAACCCUGAAGGAGGGCCCAACUGGGUCCGCAACUUUGUUGAUAGCCCCAUUAUUGUAGACAUCCCCAAAGACACAUUUUACAAGCAGCCCAUGUUCUACCAUCUUGGCCACUUCAGCAAGUUCAUUCCGGAGGGAUCCCAGAGAGUGGGGCUGGUGGCCAGUGAGAAGAAUGACUUGGACACGGUGGCACUGAUACGCCCUGACGGCUCUGCAGUUGUGGUUGUGUUAAACCGCUCCUCUAAGGAUGUCCCUCUUACCAUCAGUGAUCCUGGCCUGGGCUUCCUGGAGACCAUCUCACCCAGCUACUCCAUUCACACUUACCUGUGGCGUCGCCAGUGAUGGGACAGAUACCCAAGCAGGCACUUGGGCUUAGCAUGGGCAUUAAAGGGCAGAGUUAGCUUC